AUGCAGGUCUCAUUGACAGCCCCAAAUUCAGUGCAAUAUCUCCAGCCUACAGGCCUUUUUAUCAACAAUGAGUUUGUUGCAUCAAAAUCCGGACAGACUCUGUCGACAAUCGAUCCAGCAACUGAGAAGGAGAUCACCACCGUUCAUGCGGCAGGCGCUGAUGAUAUCGACAUUGCCGUUGCAGCAGCACGAAGCGCCUUGAAACAUCCGUCCUGGAGAAAACUGCCUGGAACAGCUCGCGGCAAACUUAUGUUAAGACUAGCAGAUCUAAUUGAGGAAAACGCCAAUAUCCUGGCUACUAUUGAAACAUGGGAUAACGGAAAGCCAUAUCAACAGGCAGUCGCAUUUGACAUACGAGCCGCGGCAGAUGCAUUCCGAUAUUAUGCAGGAUGGGCAGACAAAGUGCAAGGAAGUGUGAUUGAGACAACACCUGAGAAACUGGCAUACACCAUCCGUGAACCCGUAGGUGUUUGCGGUCAGAUCAUACCAUGGAACUUUCCUUUAGUAAUGGCAGCAUGGAAGCUGGGGCCCGCGCUUGCUUGUGGAAACACUGUGGUUCUGAAACCGGCCGAACAGACCCCAUUAUCUGCUUUGUAUUUGGCUACUUUAAUCAAACAAGCUGGAUUCCCCCCAGGCGUUGUUAAUGUGGUCAAUGGACUUGGCAGAGUGGCCGGAGCUACUAUAGCCUCCCAUCUAGGUGUCGAUAAGAUCGCUUUCACUGGCUCGACGCAAACAGCACGAGAGAUAAUGAAAUUGGCAGCGAUAAACCUGAAGAGCGUUACCCUCGAGGCUGGUGGCAAAAGCCCCCUUCUUGUCUUUCCUGAUGCAGAUUUUGAUUCUGCAGUGACCUGGGCCCACAUAGGGGUCAUGUAUAACCAAGGACAGGUCUGCACUGCGACUAGUCGAAUCCUCGUUCAUGAAGAUAUCUACGACAAGUUUGUGGAGUCAUUUAAACAGAAAGUUGCUACCGUAUCGACGCUUGGAGACCCGUUUAAAGACGUCACAUUUCAGGGACCGCAGGUAACCAAGGCCCAGUUUGACCGAGUCCUAUCAUAUAUCGAGGCAGGAAAGUCUGAAGGUGCUACUUUGAUCCACGGCGGCACGGCAUAUAAAGACUUCAACGGCAAAGGAUUUUUUGUCGAACCAACUAUAUUUACAAAUGUCACCGAUGACAUGAAGGUUUAUCGUGAGGAAGUCUUCGGUCCAUUCGCAGUCGUGUCUUCUUUCAAGUCAGAAGAAGAGGCAGUACGAAGGGCGAAUGACUCUGUAUUUGGUCUGGGAGCCUCGGUAUUCACCAAAGACGUCAAGCGGGCCCAUCGCGUUGCCGCUGAUAUUGAAGCUGGGAUGGUAUGGAUCAACUCAAGUAACGAUUCGGAUUUCCGAAUUCCCUUUGGUGGUGUGAAACAAUCUGGUAUUGGACGCGAGCUUGGGGAAGCUGGGUUGGAGGCAUAUACAAAUAUCAAAGCAGUUCAUGUCAACCUACAGUGA
This is a messenger RNA of Talaromyces rugulosus, 1488 nucleotides long. RefSeq lists its product as uncharacterized. The transcript has 7 exons. NCBI's taxonomy places the organism in Eukaryota, Fungi, Ascomycota, Eurotiomycetes, Eurotiales, Trichocomaceae. Bases 1 to 1488 code for a protein of 495 amino acids. Gene Ontology annotation, molecular function: oxidoreductase activity, acting on the aldehyde or oxo group of donors, NAD or NADP as acceptor. The record is from RefSeq and is a predicted model, not a curated record.